Messenger RNA from Chaetura pelagica (chimney swift), 228 nucleotides. It is a transcript of the gene TMEM238, whose product is annotated as transmembrane protein 238. The record is from RefSeq and is a predicted model, not a curated record. The transcript has a single exon. NCBI's taxonomy places the organism in Eukaryota, Metazoa, Chordata, Aves, Apodiformes, Apodidae. The coding region runs from base 1 to 228 and encodes 75 amino acids.
AUGGCCUUCCUCAGGCUCCUGGGCCGCUGUGCCAUCAUCCUCCUCGUGGCCCUGUUCUGCGACCUGCUGGGGCUGCUCAUCCUCCUCUUGGGAAUCUUUGCUCCCCUGAGCUCCUGGGACUUCUUCGUUUACUCAGGAGCUCUGCUGCUGGCCUUCAGCCUCGUCUUCUGGGUCUUCUGGUACACGCUGAACAUCGAGGUCCCCUCCAAGGACCAGGGUGUUCACUGA